Molecule: messenger RNA, 1254 nt
Organism: Glycine soja
Lineage: Eukaryota; Viridiplantae; Streptophyta; Magnoliopsida; Fabales; Fabaceae
Product: tropinone reductase homolog At2g29260, chloroplastic-like
Exons: 6
Coding region: 1-924 (307 amino acids)
Molecular function (GO): oxidoreductase activity
Source: RefSeq, a predicted model, not a curated record
AUGCAGAUAGAAGUAAGAUCUGAGUGCUUCCGAAACUUAUUUGUGCAAACUAUAGACUUCGAAAUAUUGGGGAGGAAAGCCACUCUCGGGAAGAUAAGAAAAAAAUCACAGUCCCAUCGCAUUAGGAGCCACCAGUCCACAACACAGCACAGGUGGACUCUUCAGGGCAUGACAGCUCUCGUCACUGGUGGCACUCGCGGAAUAGGACACGCCAUUGUGGAGGAAUUGACGGGGUUUGGAGCCAGAGUGCAUACCUGUGCCAGGAAUGAACAUGAUCUCACUAAGUGCCUUAAGAAAUGGAAUGAUUCCGGUUUUGAUGUCACUGGCUCAGUUUGUGAUGUCUCAGUUCCACACCAGAGGGAGGCACUCAUGGAAUCAGUUUCCUCUCUCUUCCACGGAAAACUCAACAUCCUUAUAAACAAUGUAGGGACAAACAUUCGGAAACCGGUGACAGAUUUCACAAGUGCAGAGUUUUCCACUCUUAUUGAUACCAAUUUGGGAUCCGUCUUUCAUUUAUGCCAACUUGCAUAUCCACUUUUGAAAGCAUCGGGAAUGGGAAAUGUUGUGUUUAUCUCGUCUGUUUCUGGUUUUUUCUCACUCAAGUCAAUGUCUGUUCAAGGAGCAAUGAAGAGUGCAAUUAAUCAACUUACAAGAAAUCUAGCUUGUGAGUGGGAAAAAGACAAUAUAAGGAGUAAUGCAGUGGCACCUUGGUACAUCAAAACUUCAUUGGUAGAGCAGGUGCUCAGCAACAAAGACUAUCUGGAAGAAGUGUACUCCAGAACCCCACUAAGGCGCCUAGGAGAUCCAGCAGAAGUCUCUUCUCUUGUUGCCUUUCUCUGCUUACCAGCAUCAUCAUACAUCACUGGCCAGAUUAUUUGUAUUGAUGGAGGAGUGUCUGUGAAUGGUUUCCACCCAACAACAUAGUUCUAAGAGUUGCAGCUUAUACCAUGCACCCUCCUUAAUAAUUUUCCUCUACACCUGCCAUUCUUGUGGGACAUUUGACAUGGUGAACUGAAGGCAUGGUUCUCUUCUUCCCUGUCAACUUAAAAGAGUUUUGAGUUUUAGUCCAUACCAAAAGUUAACCAACCCCUGGUAGGCCCUUCCAAGGUUUUGGAAUAUCUGCUAAUGCAAUUCUUUUAUUGUACUAAAUCCCAUUAGUAGAAGAUUUCCAAUCAUUUUUAACUGAUAAUCAUAAAUUUCUCAAAAAAGAUAACACAAGGAUAAGACAUCAUUUAAUUGAUUUUAUUUGGUUUU